Messenger RNA from Penicillium salamii, 762 nucleotides. Lineage: Eukaryota; Fungi; Ascomycota; Eurotiomycetes; Eurotiales; Aspergillaceae. The record is from the annotation of a GenBank genome assembly.
AUGGCGGUCAUCUGCGCUGCAGAACGCAAAGGCUCCGCUGCCAUUAUCCAGCUCUUUCCUUGGACUAUGCAUUUCCAGGGAAGUGAGUUUAUCCGCUACGUGGUUCAAGCCGCUCAUGCGGCGUCUGUGCCGAUUGCGGUACACCUGGACCACUGUAUCAAGCCCGAUGACGUGGAGAAAGCAUUGAAACUCCCUUUUGAUUCAAUCAUGGUUGAUGCUUCGACACUUGACGAGGAGGAAAAUAUUCUCCAAGUUAAGUCUGUUGUCGAUCGGGCCCGAGAACUCAACAUCACCAUUGAAGCGGAGAUGGGCCGAAUCGAAGGAGGCGAGGACGGUCUUCCCUCAGUGGAUAUGGGCACGGUUCUUACCCGACCCGAAGAAGCGAAGAAUUUUGUUCGGAAGACCGGUGUUCAUUUCCUCGCUCCGUCUUUCGGGAAUAUCCACGGUGGUUACCCGGCCGAAGGAGCAGAGAAGUCAUGGGAUCUUCCUCGCCUUGCUGCCAUCGGAGAGUUGGUCUCGGGAUCGACUCCAUUGGCCCUUCAUGGCACCCAUCCUGUGAGCGAUGAUCUCUUCCAAAGGACGAUUCCCCUAGGUGUACGGAAGGUAAACCUGAAUCGCACUGUUCGAGACGACUAUACCGAGUUUGUGGCCAAAAAUGCCGGAUCUUUGGAGUUGACUGUCCUUAAAAUGCAAGGCGUGGAAAUUUACGCCAAGUCCGUCGAGAGAAUGAUGGACAUCCUGGGAUCUUCGGGGCGAUACUAG